Molecule: messenger RNA, 3952 nt
Organism: Lycium ferocissimum
Lineage: Eukaryota; Viridiplantae; Streptophyta; Magnoliopsida; Solanales; Solanaceae
Product: DEAD-box ATP-dependent RNA helicase 45
Exons: 1
Coding region: 196-3705 (1169 amino acids)
Biological process (GO): mRNA splicing, via spliceosome
Cellular component (GO): nucleus
Molecular function (GO): RNA helicase activity; ATP binding; nucleic acid binding
Source: RefSeq, a predicted model, not a curated record
GAUACUUUUCUAGUUGUGCGCUUCGUUAAACUCGACUCAAAUAAAAGUAUAAGCAAAAAAGCUAGGGUUUGAAAAACCAAUCUUCUGGAGAACUAAUUGCUGAUUUCGCCGGAGAUAAUUGGGGAUUUCGCCGGAUUCCCGUCGCCUCCGGUGAGUUCUAUUGCUUUAUCCUUUAGUUUUCCGAUUAUCUGUAAAAUGGAAGAAUUGAAGUACAAAUCGAACGAAUCGAAGAAACGUCACCGCGAUAAUAAAGAGGAUAAUCGAGAUCGUCAUUAUCGUUCUUCAUCUGAUAAGAAAGAUCGAGAUAGAGAGAAAAGUAGCCGUUACGACAGAGAAAAAAGUACCGAUAGAGAAAAAAGUAGUCGAUUUGAAAGAGAAAAAAGUAGCAGUAGAUUUGAAAGAGAGAAAAGUAUUGAUAGGGAUAGGGGAAAGCAUAAGGAUAGGCAUAGUAGGGGAGAUAAGGAGAAAGAGAAGAGCGGAAAAGUUCGUGAUGAUGAUGAAAGGCCUAGAGAGAAAGUAAAAGAUCGAGAUAGAGAAAAAGAGCGAGAAAAGAUUAAGGAGAGGGAGAAAAUUAGGGUUCAUGAUGAUGUUGAUGAUGAUGAUGAUGAUGAAAGACCCAGUAGAGAUAAACUAAAAGAGCGAGAAAAGGAUAAGGAAGAUCGCGCGAGGGAAAAAGAAAGGGAAAGAGAAAAAGAACGGGAAAGGGAAAGAGAGAAAGAACGGGAAAGGGAAAAGGAGAGAAAGCGCGAUAGGGAGAGGAGAGAAAGGGAGAAGGAGCGGAAUCGGGAAAAGGAAAGACAUCGUGAAGUAGUCGAAAAGAGGAGUGAUGAUGAAGUGGAUGCAAAGGAACGGGAAAGAAAGAGGCGAAAGAGGGAUAAUGAUGAUCAUCAUAAGGAGAGGGAGAGGGAAAAGGAAAGGAAAAGAAUUGAUGAAGUAUUAGUAGAAAAGAAUGACAAGAGUAGAGAAGAGGAUUUAGCUGAGGAACAAAGGAAAUUAGAUGACGAGAUGGAGAAGCGAAGGAGGAGAGUUCAAGAAUGGCAAGAGUUAAAAAGAAAAAAAGAGGAAACCGAGAGGGAGAAGCUUGGGGUUGAUGGAGGUAGUGAAGAGCCGAAGUUGGGUAAAACGUGGACUUUGGAUGGCGAAUCUGAUGACGAAGAUGCUGAGGGUAAACAACAUGGGAUGGAUAUUGAUAUGGAUGAUGAUAGUGGCAAGGUUAUGGACAUUGAUGAUGGUUCUGGCAAGGCAGUUAGUUCACCUGUUAUUGAGAAUGGGAAUGAUGGUGUAAAUGAGGGCGAAGAUGAGAUUGACCCGUUGGAUGCUUUUAUGAACUCUAUGGUUUUGCCUGAAGUUGAGAAGCUGAACAAUGCCGUAGACAAUAAUAAUCUUGAUGGUGAAAAUUCCGGUCUUUUGGUAGAGAAGGGCAGCAAAGAAGAAAAGUCGUCUAAGCCUAAGAUGAGCACCAAGAAAACCAUGGGAAGAAUUAUCCCUGGUGAAGAUUCUGAUUCGGAUUAUGAGGAUGAUGUUGAGAAUGAUGGUGAUGAUCCUGUGGUGGAAGAAGAUGAUGAAGAAUUUAUGAAACGGGUGAAGAAAACCAAGGUGGAGAAAUUGUCAAUUGUUGACCAUUCGAAAAUUGAUUAUCCUCCUUUCAGAAAGAACUUUUAUAUAGAAGUUAAGGAGAUUUCAAGAAUGAGUGCUGAAGAGGUUUUCGCUUACAGGAAACAACUGGAAUUGAAGAUCCAUGGCAAGGAUGUUCCGAAACCAAUCAAAACAUGGCAUCAGACGGGACUGUCCUCGAAGAUGCUAGACACUAUAAAGAAACUGAAUUACGAGAAGCCCAUGUCUAUUCAAGCUCAGGCUUUGCCAGUAAUUAUGAGUGGCCGAGAUUGUAUUGGGAUUGCUAAGACAGGUUCUGGUAAAACGUUGGCGUUUGUGUUACCAAUGCUGAGACAUAUUAAGGACCAGCCUCCGUUGAUGUCUGGUGAUGGUCCUAUUGGGCUGAUAAUGGCACCUACAAGAGAGCUUGUGCAGCAAAUCCAUAGUGAUAUUAAGAAGUUCACAAGAGUGAUGGGUCUCAGUUGUGUACCUGUGUAUGGAGGUUCCGGUGUUGCUCAACAGAUCAGUGAAUUGAAACGAGGAACUGAAAUUGUUGUGUGCACUCCAGGUAGGAUGAUUGAUAUACUCUGUACAAGUGGUGGGAAGAUUACAAAUCUGCGAAGAGUCACUUACUUGGUCAUGGAUGAAGCUGAUCGGAUGUUUGAUAUGGGAUUUGAACCUCAGAUCACAAGAAUUGUUCAAAACACACGUCCGGACCGUCAAACAGUCCUGUUCUCUGCAACUUUUCCUCGUCAGGUUGAAAUUCUAGCUCGUAAAGUUUUGAACAAACCUGUUGAAAUACAGGUAGGUGGUAGGAGUGUUGUGAACAAGGAUAUCACACAAUUGGUUGAGGUGAGGCCAGAAAGUGAUAGAUUUCUUCGGCUUCUUGAAUUACUUGGUGAAUGGUACGAAAAAGGUAAAAUUUUGAUAUUUGUUCACACACAGGAGAAAUGUGAUGCUUUAUUUAGGGAUUUGCUCAAGCAUGGUUAUCCUUGCCUCUCCCUUCACGGGGCAAAGGAUCAGACUGAUCGUGAGUCCACCAUAUCCGACUUUAAAAGUAAUGUAUGUAAUUUGUUGAUUGCUACUAGUAUAGCAGCCAGGGGUUUAGAUGUCAAAGAACUUGAACUGGUAAUCAAUUAUGACGCUCCAAACCAUUACGAGGACUAUGUUCAUCGUGUUGGUCGGACUGGUCGAGCUGGUAAUAAAGGUUGUGCCAUCACUUUCAUAUCCGAAGAUGAUGCAAGAUAUGCUCCUGAUCUUCUAAAAGCUUUGCAACUGUCGGAGCAAGUGGUUCCAGAUGACCUUAAAGCUCUUGCGGAUGGUUUCAUGGCGAAGGUGACUCAGGGACUUGAGCAAGCACAUGGGACUGGUUAUGGUGGUAGUGGUUUUAAGUUUAAUGAAGAAGAGGAUGAAGUGAGAAGAGCAGCCAAAAAAGCACAGGCAAAAGAAUAUGGGUUUGAGGAAGAUAAAUCAGAUUCAGAGGAUGAAGAUGAAGGAAUUAGAAAAGCAGGCGGUGACCACAGUCAGCAGGCUGCCCUUGCUCAUGCUGCUCUUGUUGCUGCUUCCAAAGUGAGUAUGGCUUCAACGGCAACUCCAGUUUCAGCUGGUCAGCUUCCUUCCAAUGGUGGAUUACCUGUUGCAUUGCCUGGUGGACUUGGUAUGAACAUACCAGGUGCUACAGCAGUUGCUGCUGGAAAUGGACUGCCAGUUGGCCCGAAUGAUGUGACAGCCAGAGCAACAGCAUUGGCAGCUGCUUUGAACUUGCAGCAUAACUUAGCAAGGAUUCAGGCUGAUGCAAUGCCUGAACAUUAUGAAGCAGAAUUAGAGAUAAAUGAUUUUCCUCAAAAUGCUCGCUGGAAGGUUACACACAAGGAGACUCUGGGUCCUAUUUCUGAAUGGACAGGAGCUGCCAUCACUACUCGAGGACAGUUUGUUCCACCUGGCAAGUUACCAGGGUUUGGGGAAAGGAAGCUGUACUUGUUCAUUGAGGGACCCUCGGAACAAUCUGUGAAGAGAGCAAAAGCAGAACUGAAACGGACUUUGGAGGACAUCACCAUGCAAGCAUCAUCGCUUCCUGGUUCGGCUCAACCGGGCAGAUACUCAGUUGUAUGAGAAUGAAUGCUGUUGCCAUUUGUGAUUUUUCAUUUUUGUCUACUAUCUGUUCCAGGCAAAUUAUUUCCUAAGUUUUUUUUUUUUUCUCAUUUUGAGAUGACUUACCUUGUAAUGAUAUAAACAGGUUUAACUAGAUACAUGAUUAUUCUCAGUGACCAGCCAUGGUUAGUUCCUCUGCUUUAUGAUUUUAUAAAUCCUGUUAUCAUAAACUUGAAAUUUCAAUUAUCUAGAAGAUUAUUUUGUGGGA